Aspergillus tanneri is the source of this 1383-nucleotide messenger RNA. RefSeq lists its product as uncharacterized. The transcript has a single exon. Bases 1 to 1383 code for a protein of 460 amino acids. NCBI's taxonomy places the organism in Eukaryota, Fungi, Ascomycota, Eurotiomycetes, Eurotiales, Aspergillaceae. The record is from RefSeq and is a predicted model, not a curated record.
AUGCUGGAAAAUGACCGUCUGGACAUUUUGGGUACUCAACCUACCCUCCACAAGUUAUACACCCAAAUCUGUUCCGUCUAUCCCAUUCCUGACCCAUCUUCCCAUGGCCAUAUUGUCGGCACCUUGAGAAAUGGACUGAACAGACUGGGGGAGAGCUUCCCAUGGCUCGCCGGAAUUGUCAUCAACGAGGGAGCAAGUGAAGGCGUUACUGGUACAUUCCGGAUCGCUCCAACAGCUGAGAUCCCGCUCGUCAUCAAAGAUUUACGAACCGAUCCUUCGGCGCCAACAAUAGACUCCAUGCGCGAAGCCAAAUUUCCAUUUACCAUGUUCGACGAGAGCGUCAUUGCACCUUGCAUGACACUUAACCUACCUGGAAGCUCCAUCGGCCUGGUGGCCGAGACUGGACCUGUGUUUGCCGUACAGGUGAACUUCAUAUCCGGGGGUCUUGUACUCACCUUUGUUGGGCAACACAACGUUAUGGACAUGGCCGGGCAGGCAAGUAUCAUCAACUGGUUGUCCAAAGCUUGCUAUAAUCUCGCCUUCUCUGAUGAAGAGCUAUUCAUUGGGAAUAUGGAUAAAAGCAAAUCUGUUCCCUUGCUAGAUGACUCGUGGGAACCGGGCCCUGAGCUAGAUGUUCAAAUGGCGAAUCUUUCACCAAAAUCUACCAGUAAUAAUACAACUCUCUUGGAAGAAGCCCCGUCAAUUUCCUCCUGGCGCUAUGUUGAAUUUGCCGCGGCCUCGUUGCAGGCCUUAAAGUCUCUAGCGACGCAAACCAAAGACCCUCACUGUGGCUUCAUCUCGACCGAUGAUGCCCUCUGUGCUUUUAUCUGGAAAUGCACAUCCCGGGCCCGUGAGUCUCGACUCGAACCCGGGACACUGUCGACAUUUGCGCGCGCACUUGAUGCCCGGCAGUGCUUGGGCAUCCCCAGCACAUACCCUGGAACGUUAUCGAACAUGGCGUACAGCAAAUCCGCAUUGCAAGAUUUGAGUCAAGAGCCUCUAGGAAUUAUUGCGUCACAGCUGCGCAGACAGCUAGACCCCAAAGUCCGAGACUUAGCCUACGACACCCGGGCCCUCGCGACGUUUCUGAAUCGUUGCGCCGACAAGAGCAAAAUCCUUAUCACGGCAGCAGUUGACAUCUCAUCCGGUAUGUUGCUUAGUUCGUGGGCCAAAGUUAACCUUUACGACCUCGACUUCAACCUUGGGCUUGGGAAGCCGGAUGUUGUGCGCCGACCGCGGUGUGUUCCAGUUGAGAGUCUCAUAUAUAUUAUGCCAAAGUCACCGAAUGGUGAUCUGGCAGUUGCACUUUGCCUUAGAGAUGAAGAUUGGGAACGGCUGAAUGUUGAUAAAGACUGGAAAAAGUACGCGGUGUAUAUAGGAUGA